Dovyalis caffra is the source of this 810-nucleotide messenger RNA. NCBI's taxonomy places the organism in Eukaryota, Viridiplantae, Streptophyta, Magnoliopsida, Malpighiales, Salicaceae. The record is from the annotation of a GenBank genome assembly.
AUGCCCUCAAAUCGCCCAUCAUCCGGAUGGAUAAUCGACCCGGACUUUGCCCGGUCUGAUUCCACUUCCUCUCUGCCACUCAAAAAAGUCCCCAACGACGACAUGUUCCAAGCCUCCCAUGCCGGUGACGUCAAGAAGUUAUUGAAGGCUUUUGAGGCUAGGCCGCCGCCCUUGACACCGUUGCAAGCUGCCUUGAGAGACACUUUGUUUAGCUGUGAGGCGAAUAGGGUUUAUUUGGAAGAGAGUGGGGGCGAUUUAUCAUGUUUCAGUGGUAUGGAGGUGGUGGAGAUGUGUAGUGAUAUGGUGGAGGGGGAGAUUUCUCAGGAGGAGGAGGUGAGGUGUAAUGGUAUGGAGGAGGUGGAGAUUUCUUUGGUGGAGGAGGAGAUGUGUAGUGGUAUGGUGGAGGGGGAGAUUUCUUUGGAGGAGGAGGAGAUGAGUUGUGGUAUGGAGGUGGUGGAGACUUCGUUGGAGGAGGUGGAGAUGUGUAGUGAUAUGGUGGAGGGGGAGAUUUCUUUGGAGGAGGAGGAGAUGAGUAGUGAUAUGGAGGUGGUGGAGACUUUGUUGGAGGAGGUGGAGAUGUGUAGUGAUAUGGUGGAGGGGGAGACUUCUUUGGAGGAGGAGGAGGAGGUGAUGUGUAGUGAUAUGGUGGUGGGGGAGAUUUCUUCGGAGGUGGAGGAGAUGAGUAGUGGUAUGGAGGUGGUGGAGAUUUCAUUGGAGGAGGUGGAGAAGUGUAGUGAUAUGGUGGAGGGGGAGACUUCUUUGGAGGCGGAGGAGAUGAGUAGUGGUAUGGAGGUGGUGGAGACUUCCUAG